This is a messenger RNA of Ilex paraguariensis (yerba mate), 348 nucleotides long. The record is from the annotation of a GenBank genome assembly. NCBI's taxonomy places the organism in Eukaryota, Viridiplantae, Streptophyta, Magnoliopsida, Aquifoliales, Aquifoliaceae.
AUGAGCCGUUGGAAGAGCUUCGCAAAAGAAGCAUUGGGUCCAGCAAAGGUUGUGGCAAAGUUCCUCUGCUUGCUCCAUUUGACCGACACCUACGUUUGUUCCCCCACCAUCGUGUAUGGUCCGAGUAUGCUACCUACGUUGAACCUGACCGGCGAUGUGAUAUUGACGGAGCGGAUAUCGACCCUGCUGGGUAUGGUGGGCCCAGGAGACGUUGUUUUAGUUCGUUCACCUGAAAACCCUAGAAGGACGAUAACGAAGCGCAUUUUGGGCAUGGAAGGUGAUAAGGUCACUUUCUUAGUGGACCCCAGAAACAGUGAUAAUUGUCACACUGUGGAGGUAUAUAUAUAG